GCGGAGGCUGUUGUAGGUGGGGGGGGCGCCCCGAGCCGAGGAUCGCCCUUGUCCCGUCGCCGCCGGCCGCGCCUCGCCGCCUUCCCUCCCUCACUGCCCACAUCCGUUCCUCCGUCGCCGCGGCCUCAGCGCGACCAUGUCCAAGCGGCACCGGCUGGACCUCGGGGAGGAUUACCCCUCCGGCAAGAAGCGUGCGGGGACCGAUGGGAAGGAUCGAGAUCGGGACCGGGACCGUGAAGAUCGUUCCAAAGAUCGUGACAGAGAACGUGACAGGGGAGAUAGAGAGAGAGAAAGAGAGAAAGAGAAGGAAAAGGAAUUGCGUGCCUCUACUAAUGCUAUGCUCAUUAGUGCUGGAUUACCACCUUUAAAAGCAUCGCAUUCAGCACAUUCAACACACUCAACACACUCAACACAUUCAACACAUUCUGCUCAUUCAACACACACAGGACAUGCAGGACACACAUCACUUCCACAGUGUAUUAAUCCAUUCACUAAUCUACCCCACACCCCUCGUUACUAUGACAUUCUAAAGAAGCGGCUUCAGCUCCCUGUUUGGGAAUAUAAGGAUAGGUUUACAGAUAUUCUUGUUAGGCAUCAGUCCUUUGUACUAGUUGGUGAGACCGGCUCUGGUAAAACAACCCAGAUCCCUCAGUGGUGUGUUGAGUACAUGCGCUCCUUACCGGGCCCCAAGAGAGGAGUGGCCUGCACACAGCCCAGGAGAGUUGCUGCAAUGAGUGUGGCUCAGAGAGUUGCUGAUGAAAUGGAUGUGAUGUUGGGCCAGGAAGUCGGGUACUCCAUUCGAUUUGAAGACUGCAGUAGUGCAAAAACUAUUCUCAAAUAUAUGACAGAUGGAAUGUUACUUCGAGAAGCUAUGAAUGAUCCCCUUCUAGAGCGCUAUGGUGUUAUAAUCCUUGAUGAAGCUCAUGAAAGGACCUUGGCCACAGACAUUCUCAUGGGAGUUCUGAAGGAAGUUGUGAGGCAGAGAUCAGAUUUAAAGGUUAUUGUUAUGAGUGCUACUUUAGAUGCGGGGAAAUUUCAGAUUUACUUUGAUAAUUGUCCCCUUUUAACUAUCCCUGGCCGUACACAUCCUGUCGAGAUUUUUUAUACUCCAGAACCAGAGAGAGAUUAUCUUGAAGCAGCAAUCCGAACUGUGAUACAGAUUCAUAUGUGUGAAGAGGAGGAAGGGGAUCUUCUUCUUUUUCUUACUGGACAAGAGGAAAUUGAUGAAGCCUGUAAGAGAAUAAAGCGUGAAGUUGAUGAUUUAGGUCCAGAAGUUGGUGACAUUAAAAUCAUUCCUUUGUAUUCCACACUUCCACCUCAACAACAACAGAGAAUUUUUGAACCUCCUCCUCCAAAAAAACAAAAUGGAGCAAUAGGACGAAAGGUAGUAGUGUCAACCAAUAUUGCAGAGACAUCACUAACAAUAGAUGGUGUUGUGUUUGUCAUCGACCCUGGAUUUGCAAAACAAAAGGUAUAUAAUCCUCGUAUCAGAGUGGAGUCUCUUUUGGUGACAGCAAUCAGCAAAGCUUCUGCCCAGCAAAGAGCUGGUCGAGCUGGCCGUACAAGGCCUGGAAAAUGUUUUAGACUUUAUACAGAGAAAGCCUAUAAAACUGAAAUGCAGGACAAUACUUACCCUGAAAUUUUGAGGUCUAAUUUGGGUUCAGUGGUGUUACAGUUGAAGAAACUUGGUAUAGAUGACUUGGUACACUUUGAUUUUAUGGAUCCACCAGCUCCUGAAACUCUGAUGAGAGCCCUAGAGCUUUUGAAUUACCUAGCUGCUUUAAAUGACGAUGGAGACUUGACUGAAUUGGGAUCCAUGAUGGCAGAAUUUCCAUUGGAUCCACAGCUCGCUAAAAUGGUUAUUGCAAGUUGUGACUACAACUGUUCUAAUGAGGUCCUAUCUAUUACUGCUAUGUUGUCAGUCCCACAGUGUUUUGUUCGCCCCACGGAGGCCAAGAAAGCAGCAGAUGAAGCCAAGAUGAGGUUUGCCCACAUAGAUGGAGAUCAUCUGACACUGCUGAACGUUUACCACGCUUUUAAACAAAAUCAUGAGUCGGUUCAGUGGUGUUAUGACAACUUCAUUAACUACAGGUCCCUGAUGUCUGCAGACAAUGUACGCCAGCAGCUGUCGCGAAUCAUGGACAGAUUUAAUUUGCCUCGUAGAAGUACAGAUUUCACAAGCAGAGACUAUUACAUUAAUAUAAGAAAAGCUUUGGUUACUGGGUAUUUUAUGCAGGUGGCACAUUUGGAACGGACAGGGCAUUACUUAACUGUAAAGGAUAACCAAGUAGUGCAGCUACAUCCUUCAACUGUUCUGGAUCACAAGCCAGAAUGGGUGCUUUACAAUGAAUUUGUCCUGACAACAAAGAAUUAUAUCCGGACAUGUACAGAUAUUAAACCGGAAUGGUUGGUGAAAAUUGCCCCUCAAUAUUAUGAUAUGAGCAAUUUCCCACAGUGUGAAGCGAAGAGACAGUUGGACCGCAUCAUUGCCAAACUCCAGUCCAAGGAGUACUCACAGUACUGAAGCAAGCGCGUGGAGCUGAGACGAAUGAACUCAAAGCUCAAGUUGUGCUCUUCACGUUGGUUCAAUAAUGGCCUUUAUUUGAAAGCUUUUUAAUUUUUCUUUACAGUAAAUAUUCCAUUCUGAUUUCAUAAAUUAAACAUUUAUGCCUCCUUUUUGUGUUGACACUGUAGCUCAUACUGGAAAAGUCGAUCAAUGUUUUGCAGUUUAUUGAAAGUAGUUCUAUAUAUAUAACAAUGUUAUAAGCAUUUCUUUAGAAAUGGUUGAAAAUGCUUCUAAAAUGUGAUUAUCGACCAUGGUAUGCAUGAUCGUUGUAAUUGUUGACAUUCCUUUUAGAAGUUGUGAAAUGUUACAACUUGUGCUUAUGUAGACACAAUCUUCGGUCUCAGUACAGAGGCAAUGACUUCAAUAAAGUCUAUUUAUACUAA
Molecule: messenger RNA, 2949 nt
Organism: Antechinus flavipes (yellow-footed antechinus)
Lineage: Eukaryota; Metazoa; Chordata; Mammalia; Dasyuromorphia; Dasyuridae
Gene: DHX15
Product: DEAH-box helicase 15
Exons: 14
Coding region: 137-2524 (795 amino acids)
Cellular component (GO): spliceosomal complex; intracellular anatomical structure
Molecular function (GO): RNA helicase activity; ATP binding; RNA binding
Source: RefSeq, a predicted model, not a curated record